GAGCUGAGGCAAUCUAAUCCUUUUUAUCGAAUAUACACAUCAAUCAUCAUUUCCCUUGUUCUCUGAAGAUGGAUUCAUCAUCACAUCUACCUUUGUUUUCCAUAUUAUUCGUCAUGCUCGGACUUACCGUCUCACAAAGCACUAAUAUCACAGGUGCUCAUUCAUCAACGUUUACUAUUGUAAACAAUUGCAACUAUACAGUUUGGCCAGCGGUAGUGUCUGGUCCUGAAUCUACACAAAUUUCCCCUUCAGGUUUCAUUCUUCAACCAGGCGAAUCAACAUCUAUUUCUGUUCCACCGUCUUGGUCAGGUCGGAUAUCGGGUCGAACUCAUCGUGGUAACGACUCUUCUGGCAAUUUCUCUUGCCUCACUGGGGACUGUGGCACAUCUAUACUAGAAUGUUCUGGUCGUGAUGCCACCCCUCCUGUCACCCUUGCGGAGUUUACACUUGGUCCUGUUGGGACAUUGGUUUACUAUGAUGUUAGCCUUGUUGAUGGAUACAAUCUACCAUUGAUGAUAUCCCCACAUAAUGAAACUGGAGGUAACUGUAACUCAACUGGAUGUGCUGCGGAUUUGAAUGGUGACUGUCCUUCGGAGCUUAAGGUUGUCAAUGGGAGUGAAACAGUUGCAUGUAAGAGUGCCUGCACUGCUUUUGGGGCCCCCCAAUAUUGCUGUGAGACUACAGAUACGUGCAAGCCUACUUCCUACUCACGAUUCUUCAAGAGUCGGGGUCCUACUGCUUAUAGCUACACCCAAGAUGAUGCAAACAGUACCUUCAGUUGUUUUGCUGCUGAUUAUGACAUCACUUUCUGCCCAUCCCCUUCCACCAGGUAA
Molecule: messenger RNA, 833 nt
Organism: Gossypium arboreum
Lineage: Eukaryota; Viridiplantae; Streptophyta; Magnoliopsida; Malvales; Malvaceae
Product: pathogenesis-related thaumatin-like protein 3.5
Exons: 2
Coding region: 69-833 (254 amino acids)
Biological process (GO): defense response
Cellular component (GO): extracellular region
Source: RefSeq, a predicted model, not a curated record